Molecule: messenger RNA, 1863 nt
Organism: Molossus molossus (Pallas's mastiff bat)
Lineage: Eukaryota; Metazoa; Chordata; Mammalia; Chiroptera; Molossidae
Gene: ZSWIM2
Product: zinc finger SWIM-type containing 2
Molecular function (GO): zinc ion binding; ubiquitin protein ligase activity
Source: RefSeq, a predicted model, not a curated record
AUGCUUCGCCGGGGCUCUAAGGCCUGUAAAGGGCGAAGACACCUGAGCCACCGCCUCAGCUGGCGACAAGAACAGGCGCUGAGCAGCAGCAUCUACCUCGUCCGAGAGACGGGCCCCAUCGGCUUCCUGCUGAGGGAGGAGGAGCCGGAGAACCGGGAUUUCCGAGUUUUUCUAGGAAAUCCUCAUGUUUGUAACUGUCCCACAUUUCAGAUAGAAGGGGAACUUUGUAAGCAUAUAUGCUGGGUCUUGUUGAAAAAAUUCAAGCUUCCAAGGAAUCAUGAAUAUGCCUUGCAGUUAGGUCUCGUGGAAGGAGAAAUUAAUGACUUGCUUCGGGGAAUAGAUCAAGUUCAAAUUCCCCAAAAACCAACAAAUGACAAAAAUUCACAUAUUGAAGACGGAUACAUUGAACAGAAGGCAAUUUGUUCAGAUGAUAUUUGCUCUAUCUGUCAAGAAGUACUUUUAGAGAAAAAGCUUCCUGUCACCUUUUGCAGAUUUGGCUGUGGCAAUAAUGUUCAUAUAAAAUGCAUGAAGAUCUUAGCUAAUUAUCAGGAUACAAUAUCAGACACUCCUAUGCUGAAAUGUCCUCUAUGUAGGGAAGACUUUGCACCAUUAAAACUUAUUUUGGAGGAAUUCAAAAACUCUAACAAACUUGUGACUAUAGCUGAGAAAGAGCGACUGGACAGACAACUUGGAAUUCCCUGUAAUAACUGUAAACAAUUUCCAAUUGAGGGAAAGUGUUAUAAGUGUACCCAGUGCAUAGAAUAUCACUUAUGCCAGGAAUGUUUUGAUAGCUGCUGCCAUCUGUCUCAUUCAUUUACAUUUCGUGAGAAGAGAAAUCAAAGAUGGAAAUCACUAGAAAAAAGAUCAGAUGAAAUUGUAAAAUAUAUAGAUAGUAACAAUGACAUAGAAGAAAAACCACAUUUUCAAGAAAAGCAAAGCCAGGUUUAUACACCAAAACAUGUGAUAAAGUCGCUGCCUCUCUUAGUGAUCACAAAGAAUAGUAAGCUGCUUGGUCCAGGCUACCAGUGUCGUCUUUGUUUGAAGGCAUUUUGCCUUGGUCAGUAUGCAAGAUUGCUCCCAUGUCGUCACAAGUUUCAUAGGAAAUGUAUUGACAGUUGGUUAUUCCACAAGUGCAAUUCAUGCCCUGUUGAUGGACAAGUUAUAUAUAAUCCUUUAAUCUGGAAAGAAACAGCAGUUAAUGGACGUGUACAUCCCUCUAUUUCAAACACCGAGAGCACUCAUUUGUCAAAACAGGAAGAACGAGGACUUUUUAUUCCUGGUACUGGAUUAGUUUUAAAACAAAAUAGACUUGGAAUUUUGCCUAGCAUCCAUCAGUGUAAUUCUGAAAAGUUGAAUACACCUCAAAGUUCUGCAGAUAUCAACCAGAAAAUAACAACAGAUGAUCUAUACUCUAUCAAAUUAGAUGAUUUAAAUUCAAGAAAAUUAAUCUACGAAUAUAAAAUUAGGCAACAUUUCCCCAGGUAUUUUCACGAUUUACCCAAUGGAUCCUUUAAGAAAAUAUCAUCUCAAACAUUUCUUCCUUCUAUUACUCACAAGAAUAUUAUAGGUCCCACUGGAACGGAAAGCCCACCUAUCAAUGAUACUGGUCAAAGCCAGAAGAUGACCAAACACUAUAAACAUGUUAACCACAAUCUAAAGAAGAUUCUUGAUACUAAAAUGAGAGGAAAACCAGAGAUCAAAUACUUCCAGGACAACUGGAGUACAACUAAAUUUAGUUUGUCUAAAAUGCAUGAUAAUUGUAUGGGGAAAAUUAGACAUAAAUGUCAUCAUCUAUCAAGAACGCCUAUGUCUCACCUUAAAUAAAAAAGUCCUGAGCCAUCUUCAAUGUUGGAAGGAGUUUAG